AUGUCUAGGACAUCACCAGAGGAACCCGAAUAUGCCCACUUUGCUAUGCUGUACAUAGAUAGCAACGGGAAUCUUUGCCAAAGAGCUUCCGAUUCCAUUUCAGAGAGCUUGCGUUCCAUCCUCUCUCCUAGCGUUACCGGUAGAUUUCUCCAAGCGGUGGCAAUGUCGAAAGAAACCCACACAACACGGUGCCAAGGUAACUUUCCUCUAGGGAUCUUAGUUCCGUCUAAUAGGCAAAAAUUGAACAACAGCUCUGCCCCAUCGCAGGAGCAGUCCGCGAUUUAUAGCGGAAUGGAGCUGGGUAGUCCACAGAGGACACAGGUUCUGUUUCUAUCUCAACCAGAGCCCCCGUUCCAGCCGGCAAUGUGGCCGUCACGCGAACCUUGGCCUCUACAGGCUGGUUCACAGUCCAAGAAGAAUUUUGGCGGUCGAACCCUUAACUUGGCCUCUCACCAAAGGGUUCUAAUCUCUAUAAAAGACAGAUGUCUUUUGCGUCGCUACUACGAGAAAAUAUUCCAAACACUACAACAAACAAAUUGCCGAAUUAUUGCCAAAGCCUACAUCAAAUUAAUCGAGGUGCGCAAGCAGGUUAACUAUCCAUACAAUGGACGGAAGGUUAUUGAAGGAAGAACCCAACAGCUUGAUCCAGAGGAGACUAAGCCACCGUGGUGGCCGCGAGGAGUGAGCCAUCGGGAGCCGGACCAUCUUCCAAAAAUUGAACGCAUUCGACUUUUGGUACACAUGCUCUGCGACAUGCGUGAAACCCACGGAGUCACAGCGGCGAGAUUGAAACAAUGCGAUCCGUCCAUUCGGCGUCAGAUCCUUCCGGUCGAGCGGUUAGAAACCUUGGAUGAGGCUUAUCGAGUGCGCGAGGAGGAGGAAAGAUUCCUCGAUGGGAUCUCAGGUACAUAUUUGUCCACAUCAUCUUCUACACCCUCCGAGACUCACAUGUAUAAUCUAGAUGGAGAAUACUUGUCUAUAGCUUGCACAAAUCUCCCUCAAAUGGCAGAAGACACACCCAGCGGACAAGGCUCGCCAACCGAACCAGUCUCCUCUCAGAAUAUCGUCGAGACCGAGUGUAGCGAGGGAAUCUCCCACAUCGAUAUAACCCAAGUCACCCCUACGGACUUGCUAAGCGCGCCCGCUUACAAUACUUCGAACCCUUAUAAUCUAGCAAUGCACUUUGACCCAAAGACCCAUUACCAUUCUGCUGGCCUCUGGACAAACAUUCCGACAUCACCGUUGCAACUGAGCGAAAAACAGAAAUGGCUAUAUGCUCCGGCACAUUCGAUUGGCUGGGCGCCGCCCGUCGGCAUGGCGCACUAUCCAUACCCUGGCAUGUCUGACAUUGCACCGACCUCGGAGUUUCACGGUACCCCAAAUUUGCCCCGAGGUGCACGUGUCCGUACCCAUACCUGGACAGAAAAUGAAUUAACAGAGGCAAUGAUGCCGUAUGGUCACCCCUACUAUUUCAAUUACUGA
Penicillium hordei is the source of this 1482-nucleotide messenger RNA. RefSeq names its product DUF2841 domain-containing protein. Lineage: Eukaryota; Fungi; Ascomycota; Eurotiomycetes; Eurotiales; Aspergillaceae. The record is from RefSeq and is a predicted model, not a curated record. Bases 1 to 1482 code for a protein of 493 amino acids. The transcript has 3 exons.